This is a messenger RNA of Trypanosoma cruzi, 2340 nucleotides long. RefSeq names its product RNA editing complex protein MP90, putative. The transcript has a single exon. Gene Ontology annotation, biological process: RNA processing. The record is from RefSeq and is a predicted model, not a curated record. Bases 1 to 2340 code for a protein of 779 amino acids. NCBI's taxonomy places the organism in Eukaryota, Euglenozoa, Kinetoplastea, Trypanosomatida, Trypanosomatidae. Gene Ontology annotation, molecular function: ribonuclease III activity.
AUGCGGCUGGCUGGGUCAUGUGUGCGUUCUCGUGGCCUGCUGUGGAGCGAGUGGCAGGUGACGUGGCGUCUGUGCCGACAUUUUAGCACUUCCACUUUCCGUUUAGCGCUUGAGCGGGUUGAGGUAGCGCACUCGCAGUCUUACACGCGCCGUGGCGUCACGAUUGGCUUUACGUCGUCCGCCGGGAGUGGGAACAGCGGUGUCUCGCCAUCGUCAUCGUUAUCGUCAUCCUCUGCCAGCACUGGGGAUGUACUUGCCAACUACGUGAGCUUUUUGGCCGAUGACACGACGGCGCCGGCGGCAACGAAAGAGAAUGGUGCACAGCCGCUACGUUCUUUGCGCUCCGUUGCCGCAGCAGAGGCGCUUUUCUUUAAGGAGGAGGCAAAGAAUUACUGCCGCCUCUGUAUGGAGGAGUCACAGACGACUCCGAAGUCACAUGUUGUGCUGGCGUACCGCGCGAGCCACACCAAUCAUGCCUGUCGUGAAGUGGUGUUGGAUAGUUUGGCGUUACUGGCCAUACGGGGCUAUCCGAUUGAUGAUAUCUACCUCGUUUGGUCAGACAUCCUUUACCGUGAGUCCAUGUUCCAGCGUAUUCCGGAGCUUGUAUCACCACGAUGGAGUGUGAACCAGCGCAGCGAAGUCCUAGCCAAGCUGUUGUCCUUGCUUAAGAAAUUGAAUGUUCUUGAUCUUUCACUCGCAGCUCAAGCCCCUGACACCUUUGAUGCUGUCUCGCAACAGAUGCACCACCGUCGUCGUGUGGCUUUUGAGCGACUGGAGUAUAUUGGAGAUAAUUCUUGGGGAAACCAUCUCUCCAAUCGAAUGAUGGUCCUCUUCCCCGAUAGGCAGUGGGCGUACAGUCAGAAUGCCUACUCCUUUAAUUGUUUCCGAGAUGCCUGUGAAAUGAAUGUGACCCUGGAGUUUAUGUUUGACACCCUUCACGUCAGUGAACUGCUGCCUAUUGGUGUACGAGAGAAGUUGGGCACAGGGAAGAUAAAGGCCGACGUAGUGGAAGCUCUUAUUGGGGAACUGCACGUCACCCUCUGGGGUCUUGAACCACAACUCUAUGACUCCUCCUGCUUUGUGGAGAUCAAUGGGGUUGGGGAGGCGCGGCUCUCUGCCGUGGUGCAACACUGCCUAACAGAAAUUUACGAUUUGAUUCUACUCUCAUACGUUCAAGAGCUGAGUGGCUCGGCAAUACCUCUCGCCAAAGAGAUCGCGGCAGAGCGAAUUUGGGGUCAAGCGUACCCACCGGUGCGAAAAACAAAAGAUCGAGGUGGAGCGGCACGUAGUGGGCGGUUAUCCACAACAACUGUUAUCGGGGUAGGCGAGGUGCGACAACUCCCCGCACUCCCAUCACUCUUUACGGUGCCAACGCCGCUACCGGAUAUCGUGCCGCAUCCCCUAAGACAGCUACGUGUGGUGGGGGAAAUUCCAGAAGAAACAGUUUGCACACACACAAAUACGGACGUCUUUGUACGCUUCGUUGACAGCUUUUCAAGGCUGAGUCUUCUUGACGAUCGUCGUGUGGCUACAAUGGAUGUCCGACGUCUCCGUGACGUGCGUUUCUUAUCGUUAAAACGCGAGUUGGUACCCGCAUUGCCGGUAAACCUGGAGGAUGUGGCAGAAGAAGACGUGGCUGCGGAUAAUGCAACGGCACCCUCUCUAGAUGGCAUGAAUACAACGGCGACGGAGCGGGUGUUGGACUUGGAGGAGGUGUAUUUUCGCGAUGCGUACUAUAAUCUUUUUCCUUCUCCAAUGUCUCUUGAGAAAGACGCUGAGUUGUGUGAGGAAAGUAAUUUUUUGGUUGCUGUUGGGACUACGAGGGGAAGCUCGGGGUGUCUCAUGGAUUAUGAAAAGCAGCUACAAAUGGCGACGACUGUUAUUUACCCACCGCUACGUGCGACACCCACUGUGGUGCCCGGGGAUGUAACCGCAAAGGGGGAACGCAUCUGUUCCUUUGCGCAGUCGGUGUACGUGCCGCCAGGCACGAAGACACCGUCUGCGGGUGUAGUGACGGACAAGAAUCUUCACUUUGGUGAAUUUGUCUUUCUGCCUGUUCAGAAGGAAACGACGAGGGAGCCGCAAGAGUCAGAUGAGACUCCCAAAAAAGAUGUGGGCGAGGAUGCGUCAAAGCGCGAUGGUGCCGUGGAGGAGAAAAUGUUGGAGGCCGUCGUGGCCGGGAGUGAGCAUGAUGAUAGUGCGGGUGGCGAGGAUGAAGAGGAAGGCAUGCCUGGGAUUGUCUCUCAUGAUCUGCGGAUGCAGGCACAAAGCAAGUGGCACCGCGAAAACCCAUACUUUGCCGUCCCAUCCAUUUUGACACACACUGCAUCCUGCAUGUGA